This is a messenger RNA of Schizophyllum commune H4-8, 815 nucleotides long. RefSeq lists its product as uncharacterized. The transcript has 3 exons. The record is from RefSeq and is a predicted model, not a curated record. The coding region runs from base 11 to 520 and encodes 169 amino acids. NCBI's taxonomy places the organism in Eukaryota, Fungi, Basidiomycota, Agaricomycetes, Agaricales, Schizophyllaceae.
CUUCACCAUCAUGUUCUUCAGUAAGGCUUCAUCAACGCCAGAGCCUCAGGAGGCUCCGGCGGCGUCCAUUCCAAGUGAAAGUGAACCACCGACAACGUCUACAUCGACCGUAGAGUCAUCGGUUCUCGCGGGCAACUUCGAGGAAGUUGUCAGGCAGGAAGAGGCACGUCUGAAGCGCGAGUACCCCUCCUUCGCGGAGAUGCCGAAGUGUUGGAACCAUAUGGAUACGCUUCUGUCAUGCUACUCGCUGCGUGAGAACGUCAAGGCCAUAUACCGCUACGGCCAUCAGACUUCCUGCUCAGAGAAGGCUGCUGAGUUCAAGUGGUGCAUAAGCAAUGUCUGGCAUCCUGAUGAGGAACGACAUGACAUGUGGAUACGUCGCCGCGCAGAAUGGUGGGCACGAAGGAGGAUGGGGAAGAGUAGCGAAGAUGUUUGGGAGGCACGAUCCGAGCCACCACCCAAUUUCCCCGUACUUAUCACGGAUGAGAUGCUCGGGAAGAAGCGCGUGGACGCCAAUUAGCUGCUCUCCCAAUCCCUUUGAACCAUCUAUGCACCCCCACUAUCUGUCCAAUUGACAUCGGAGGCUCUCUGGUAUACUCUAUCCACUCUUUCUCGCUCUGCAUUUUUUGCAGUGACAAGGGUGCAACAAAAACUGCUGCGCUACUGGAAACGAACGUCUCUACCCUCCUAUCUGACUCACCGAACCUACUUCCCGCGAACACGACCCAGGUCUUCGAGAGGAAGGUCUUUGGCGUUCUUAGGCGAAGCCAUAGACGCUGUACGACCGGACGUGAACGUGCGCCCGUCCAUGCUGU